Molecule: messenger RNA, 2261 nt
Organism: Trichobilharzia szidati
Lineage: Eukaryota; Metazoa; Platyhelminthes; Trematoda; Strigeidida; Schistosomatidae
Source: the annotation of a GenBank genome assembly
CAUACUAUAAGGUUAAAAAUAAACUACUACAAGUUAGCUAGCCUAUACCCCUGAUAACUGAGUAUCCUAUCUUUCAAAGCUUAAGGUGUUAGACUUCUAUACGAAAAAGUGCGGUACUUUUUCGACCUUAGGGAGUGCAGUGUUGCAUAUAAAGGCGUGAUGGUGUGACCUUGUGGCCAUAACAACAUGUUUAUAUGACAAAGUAAUACACUGUGCGAAUCAACGUUUCCUGAAUCUUUGUUUUAUCUUUUGAGAACUGAUUACCGUUACAUAUUAAUUGCACGAGGAGAAGAAACAUGCCAAAAAUUUUUCGACCUAGCAUAAAACAAGUAAAAAGUCAAGUAAAAACAAAUGAACAGGAAACCCGAAAAAAUGACAGUAAAGAGGUAGUUGAUGCACCACCAGUUACCGAAUCACCAUCCUGCACAGUUCCAAGUGAACCAAUUAUCAGUCCCCCUUUAGUUUCAGAAUGCGUUUUAGAAAAUCCUGAAACAAACGACCAAAGGCCAACUGAUCUUGAUUCAGAAGUCUCCGUUAGUGGUGAGAAGUCUCAGCCAUCCGGAGAAUUAGUGAACUUGUUUGUAACUAAAAAGCCCCGAAGGAUUAAAACAAAGAUAACAGAAGCAAUUCCUCCUGUGGAUCAACCACUUGAUCGGUCUUCUGUCACUCUUCGUUCGUUACUGCAUUGGGUUCCCAUUAAUAAACCACCUCCAACUUAUCGACAAGACCGUCUCAAUUCUACUACUUGUUCAGUUAAUGGAGAUGCAGACGCCUCUGAUGCCGAUGUUAAAACGCAAGAAGACGAUUCUGCUAACAUUGAAGUCAAAGAAACGUCUCCAAAAAUUGCACCCAGUGACGCUUAUUUGGAUCCAUUAGCACCACAGUUACGCAUUGAUGCCAAUGGAAAUAUAGUUUUGGAUGAAACUAGUUUAUUGAUUAAAAAGAGUGAUAAUCUCGAUAUGAAGAAUUUGCGUCACAUAAACGAGGAGACAGGUAUACUUAACGUCAACUAUAACAGCUUCCGACCUCCUCGCGAUUGCCAUGGGAAAAGGUGGACAGAACGAGAGACUACACGGUUCUAUAGAGCUUUAAGUACUAUUGGAACUGAUUUUUAUGUUAUGGAGAAAAUGUUCCCACGUCGUAAAAGAUCCGAACUAGUGAGUAAAUUUAAACGAGAAGAGAAAAGGAAUCCUUACCUUGUCAACCAAGCAUUGCGUAAUCGACGAACUUAUGAUCUAAUUAACUUGCUACCUUCAAGUGAUGAAGAGAAUGAUGAGAAAUCCGAGAAAACUUCAAAGAAUCGCAAGAGGAAAAGUAAAUGUGAUCAAGAUUCAACUACCUGCAGUGAUCAGUCAUCUGAAAAAUGUCCUGAUAAAUCGGGUAAUUCUAAGUCUAAAAGAAGGAAAAGUACACUCAGUCCAGAUCCUCAUUUCGAAGAUCGUUUAUCGGAAACAAUCGACUUCGUUUUAUCUCAACAUGCCAAUUCCAACUCUUCUAACCAGGAAUCUGAUUCAGCUCAACAAAUUACAGAUGAACAACAAAAUAUUGAGAAAAUUUCUCAUCGAUAUGGACUUAGACGUUCAUCACGUAAUAUACCAACCUUAGAAAAAAUGAUCUCAGCUAAAGAAGCCCAAUUAGCUGCUUCUAGAGAAAAUAACGAAAAAUGUGAUUUGGAUUUACCUCUUCAGUCUUCACCUACAGACAAACAUUUGUCAAGUUCUGCAAAGACAGUAGUUCGUAAACACCCUAAAUCUUAUUUCCCACCAAAAGUUAAUCUUUUAAAACUCAAGGAAAGUAUUUUAGGUGAUUCAUAAUAACAAUGUAACUUUUCUAAAGUACUGUAUAUAAAAUGUCUUUACAUAAAUGUUCACAUUUUAAUUACCUUGAAUAAAACAUUUUUACUUGAUUGUAAAUUAUUAAUUUUUCACUUUUUAAGUGUUAUUGUACCUUUUAAUUGAGGGAGGGUAGGGGGUCAAAACAUCAACUGUCAUCAGGUUUAUGCACCCAGGAAACAUAUUUGUUUUUUUUUCAAAUAAAUACUUCUUAUUUCUUUUAAGUCACUUAAUUGUUCACGAACAUAUUAUGCACAACUUGGUUACUGGGUCUAUGUAUGUUUUAUUGUUGUUGAUGGAGCUGUUUAUUUAAUAACACUAACUUUGGAAAGAGAAAGAAAAAAAGAUUGUUGCGGGAUAGAAUGGAUCCAUUUUAUUUCGUAAGUCCUCCUCAAUCUGCCUUGAACCUGUAAAAUUUAAUAAAACGAA